This is a messenger RNA of Leptonychotes weddellii (Weddell seal), 5075 nucleotides long. NCBI's taxonomy places the organism in Eukaryota, Metazoa, Chordata, Mammalia, Carnivora, Phocidae. The record is from RefSeq and is a predicted model, not a curated record.
GGUUACGCGGGAGUGCCGUGGUUCGCUCCCCUAGUUGUAAUUUAAACGAUCUCUAGGGAGCGGCUGGCGGAACUUUGCGCCCGCAGAGGCAAUUUAGCAAGUGCAGCAUUUUCGAAGACGAGGAGUAUCGGUCACAUGGCAGAUCUCAUGCAGGUGGAACUCCCCAGCAAUUCUACCCAUAAAACAUGCCCUAGAGAAACUCUUGCAAAGGUGCCUCAGGAGACACGUGCAAGAAUGUAGGAGCUCUGGAGAUUGAUUACACGACAACGUGAAGGUACUUAACACUACUGAACUAUACACUUAAAAAAGGCUCACCCCCACCCAGUGUCACCAGCCUGGCGCCUCUGUGAGAAAGUCCCACUGUAAGAGGCCCUGGGGCAUUAUCAUUUCCUUCUUUCACCCUGUCUGGGUUGCCAGCAAAUCCCCAGGGCUCUCUGAGCCUGGAGUGUUGGAUUAGGUCCCUCCAGCUGCUGGAAAGAUGAACUCCUGCAUCAUCGUAAUGAGGCUCCUGCUGUCUGGGCCUUUUCUCUUUGCCCCCGCCUCAGGCUACAACCUGGAAGUGCGGCACGUGCAAAACUUCUCCUUCCCACUCGCCGGGAGGCAUUUUGGGUACCGCGUCCUGCAGGUUGGAGACCGGGUUAUCGUGGGAGCUCCAGGUGAGGGGAACAGCACGGGAAACCUCUAUCAGUGCCAGCCAGACACUGGCCACUGCCUUCCAGUCAGCCUGAGUGGUUCCAACUAUACCUCCAAGUACUUGGGGAUGACCUUGGCGACAGACUCCACAAGUGGAAAUCUUUUGGCCUGUGAUCCUGGGCUGUCUCGGGUGUGUGACCAGAAUGUCUACCUGAGUGGCCUGUGUUACCUUUUCCGCCAGAAUCUGAGGGGUCCUGUGCUGCAAGGGCGCCCUGGUUAUCAGGAAUGUAUAAAGGGCAACGUGGACUUGGUAUUUCUGUUUGAUGGUUCAAUGAGCUUGCAGCCAGAUGAAUUUCAGAAAAUUCUGGACUUCAUGAAGGAUGUGAUGAAGAAGCUCAGCAACUCUUCCUACCAGUUUGCUGCUGUUCAGUUUUCCACGGACUGCAAAACAGAAUUUAAUUUCUUGAAAUAUGUUAAGGUGAAGAACCCUGAUGUUCUGCUGGGCAAAGUAGAACACAUGCGCCAGUUGACCAACACUUUUGGUGCCAUCAACUAUGUUGCGACAGAGGUGUUCCGGCAAGACCUGGGGGCCCGGCCAGAUGCCACCAAAGUGCUUAUCAUCAUCACUGACGGGGAAGCCACGGACCACCACAACAUUGACUCAGCCAAAGACAUCAUCCGCUACAUCAUUGGGAUUGGAAAGCAUUUUGCAACCAAGGAAAGUCAGGAAAGGCUCCACGAAUUUGCCUCAAAACCCGCGAAGGAUUUUGUCAAGAUUCUGGACAAGUUUGAGAAGCUUAAAGAUCUGUUCACUGAGCUGCAAAAGAAGAUCUAUGUCAUUGAGGGCACAAGCAAACAGGACCUGACAUCCUUCAACAUGGAGCUGUCCUCCAGUGGGAUCAGCGCUGACCUCAGCCACGGCCAUGGCGUCGUGGGGGCAGUCGGAGCCAAGGACUGGGCUGGGGGCUUUCUAGACCUGGAGGCAGACCUGCAGGAUGAUAGAUUUGUUGGGAAUGAACCACUGACACCAGAAGCGAGAGCAGGAUAUUUGGGUUACACAGUGACCUUGCUGCCCUCCCAAAGGCUCACUUCCCUGCUGGCCGCUGGAGCCCCCCGACACCAGCAUGUGGGGCGGGUGCUGCUGUUCCAGAAGUCAAAGGAAAGAGGACACUGGAACCAAAUCCAGAAGAUAGACGGGAGCCAGAUUGGCUCUUACUUCGGUGGCGAGCUGUGUGGCAUUGACAUGGACCAAGAUGGGGAGACAGAGCUGCUGCUGAUCGGAGCCCCCUUGUUCUAUGGGGAGCAGAGAGGAGGCCGGGUGUUUAUCUACCAGAAAAAACAGCUGGGGUUCGAAGUGGUCUCAGAGCUGCAGGGGGACCCUGGCUACCCGCUUGGGCGAUUCGGAGCAGCCAUCGCGGCCCUGACGGACAUCAAUGGGGAUGGGCUGGCGGACGUGGCGGUGGGGGCCCCUCUGGAGGAGCAGGGGGCUGUGUACGUCUUCAACGGGCAGUACAGGGGGCUGAGCCCCUGGCCGAGCCAGCGGAUUGAAGGGACGCAGGUGUUCUCAGGAAUUCAGUGGUUUGGACGCUCCAUCCACGGGGUGAAAGACCUCGGAGGAGACGGCCUGACAGAUGUGGCUGUGGGAGCUGAGGGGCAGGUGAUCGUGCUCAGCGCCCGGCCUGUGGUGGACAUCCUCACUCAGAUAUCCUUCUCUCCGGCGGAGAUCCCAGUGCAUGAAGUGGAAUGCUCCUAUUCAACCAGUAACAAGAAGAAAGAAGGAGUUAACAUCACAGUGUGUUUCCAGGUCAAGCCUCUCACCCUCCAAUUUCAAGGGCUCCUGGUUGCCAACCUCACUUACACUCUGCAGCUGGAUGGCCAUCGGACCAGAAGCCGGGGGCUGUUCCCAGGAGGGAGACAUGAACUCAGCGGGAACACAGCGGUCACUGGAGACCCGUCCUGCACCAAGUUCUGGUUCCACUUCCCGGUAUGCAUUCAAGACCUCAUCUCUCCCAUCAACGUCUCCCUAAAUUUCUCUCUCUGGGAGGAAGAAGGGACACCGAGGCACCAACAUGCGCAGGGCAAGGACAUACAGCCCAUCCUGAGACCCUCACCACACGCAGAGGCCAAGGAGAUCCCUUUUGAGAAGAACUGCGGGGAGGACAAGAAGUGUGAGGCAGACCUGGGGCUCUCGUUCUCCUCUGCAGGAUCCAGUGUCCUGCGUCUGACCCCCUCUGCCACCUUCUCUGUGGAGCUGAUACUGAAUAACUUGGAAGAAGACGCAUAUUGGGUCCACCUCCACCUGAGCUUCCCCCAGGGACUCUCCUUCCGCAAAGUGGAGAUGCGCAAGCCCCACAGCCAGAUACCUGUGAGCUGCGAGGAGCUUCCCGAGGUAUCUGAGCUUCUGACCAGGAUCCUCUCUUGCAACGUGAGCUCUCCCAUCUUCAGAGCAAGCAGCUCGGUUGUCAUCCAGGUGAUGUUUCAUACGCUGCUGAACAGCUCCUGGGGGGACUUUGUCAAGCUGCACGCCAAUGUGAGCUGUGACAAUGAGGACUCAGACGUCUUGGGGAACAACUUGGCCGCCACCAGCAUCCCCGUCCUGUACCCCAUCAACAUCCUCACUGAGGACAAGGAAAACUCCACACUGUAUGUCAGCUUCACCCCCAAGGGUCCCAAGAGCCACCUUGUCAAACACUUCUACCAGGUGAGGAUUCAGCCUUCUGUCUAUGACUACAACAUGCCUGCCCUGGAGGCCUUGGUUGGAGUGCCGGGGCCUCACAACGAGGGGCCCAUCACACACAAGUGGAGUGUGCAGAUGGAGCCUGCUGUGACCUGCCGUCGUGAGGAUCUCGAGAGGCUGCCCAGUGUGGCUGAGCCUUGUUUGCCCAGAGCCAAGUUCCACUGCCCACUUGUCUUCAAGGAGGAGAUCCUCGUCCAAGUGACCGGGACUGUGGAGCUGGUGGGAGAGAUCAAGGCCCCCUCCAUGUUCAGCCUCUGCAGCUCCCUCUCCAUCUCCUUCAACAGCAGCAAGCAUUUCCACCUCUACGGCAGCAAUGCCUCCCUGGCCCAGGUCAUCAUGAAAGUUGACAUCGUCUACGAGAAGGAAAUGCUCCACGUGUACGUGCUGAGCGGCAUCGGGGGGCUCUUGCUGCUGCUCGUGAUUUUCGCUGUCCUCUACAAGUUUGGCUUCUUCAAACGGAACCUGAAGGAGAAGAUGGAGGCUACUGCAGAAGCUUCCAAUGGAAUCCCUAGAGAAGACUCUGAGAAGCCAGUGUCCGAGGAAGAGACUGGGGACCCGGGCUGCCUAGAACCCCUCCACAAGGAGGAGGCCCAGGAUGGGGACGGCAAAGACUGAGGCCCCAGCCUGACGCAGAGGGCCCACGACUGGACUCGGGAUGCCGGCUGGCCCUCGGCCUCUACCUAUGUCUCGCUGUGUGUCUUCGGGCAAGUCACUGCCCCCACCUGGGCCUCCGUGUUGCUGUCUGGAACAUGGCGCUCACUCCUGCCUGCCUGCUCUGCGGGCUCAUGGUGAGGGCCCCUAAGGGAUGGGCGGGCAGGCCACAGAGGGGAGGCCUUGUCAUGGUCAGCUGGCUCUGGCUGGCCCCAGUCCUUCUUAGUAUCCUCCCCUGGAAGACAGUAUGUGCUCUAAAUCUGGAAAAACUGUCAUCUCAGGACCUAGUGACUCUCCCGGCCCUCACACCCACCUGCCCUUGGAUGUCCCCAGAGGCCUCAGACUCCCAGAACCUUGCCCUUCACUCUCUCCUGCCCGGAGUCCUGUCAGCUUUCCGUGUGCUGCCGGAGAGCAAACCUGAUCCGUGUCACUACUUUGCUCUGGGGCUGGAGACCAAGUUCCUGAGCAUGCCUUCCAGAAUCUGCAGAAUAUCCUUAACAUGCCAGUGCAAAUUCGGGCCUCUGUUGCCUUCCUGGCCUCCUCCAGAGACUCCCCACCUCCCUUCCUGAGCUCCAGUUACACCAGCCUUCCUCACGAGCCAAGCUCCUUCCUGUCUCACUGCCUUCACCCAGACUGCUCCCUCUGCCUGGAACAUUCCUGCACUCUCCUUCAUUGCGUGGAUCAUGUUCGCUACUUAAUGCUCAUCUCUCAAAUCCAGCCAUGGACUCCAUGGGGGUAGGGACCGUACCAGUCAUGUUCACCUUGGUAACAUCACAGAGCCAGGCACACAAUUUUACCGAACUAGGGAGGGUGCCAGCGGGAAGAUGGAGAAAACGUUUGGGUGGGCCCAUGGCAUCUCCACCCUUCAAGGCUCGGUCUUUCCCUGGGCUCUGGCGUCCUUGCUCCACAGCCCCCAAGGGGACGCCCCACGCCCCACCGUGGCCCCCACCGGGAGGCUGUGAGCUCAAGGCACCCGCCAUGUCUGUCCACCCGGCUCCUGGCACCAAACACAGUGCCUGCCAAUGUUUACCCAAUAAAUGUGAAAAUCCGUCCA